AUGCUUCGGUCUCCGGUGCGCUUGACUUCACUCUUCACCACACCAAAACGCUCCGCAUUGGUAUGCGUCAGCUUAAGGAGAGCAUGGUAUACAACAGGCACACGUGAGAUCACCGACACCGAGAUCAAAAUCGACGACAAGGUUUAUCCAAAGGACGCAUGGACCAACAUUUCAGAGACGACAUUGUCACGCGUUGGACGCAAACUUCACUUGGAGCCUCGACACCCUAUUUCCAUUAUCCGUCAACUGAUCGAGGACCAUUUCGCCAAUUGGACGACUUUUAACGACCUGCAUCCCGUUGUUACGACCAAGCAGAACUUUGACGACUUGCUCGUGCCUAAGAACCAUGUUGUACGCAACAAAUCCGACAACUACUACUUGAACGAGACGACCAUGUUACGUGCGCAUACCUCAGCUCACCAGCUUGAAGGAUUGCGUUCUGGCGCUGACAAGUUUCUUAUUUCAGGCGACGUUUUUCGACGUGACGAGAUUGAUUCAUCGCAUUAUCCCGUGUUUCAUCAAAUGGAAGGAUUGGUGACCUUUGAUCGUGCGGAGGCUGCAGCCCAAGUACAAGCGGAUUUGGAGGCUACAGGCAUGGUGCAAAAGGCUGCCAGGGUACAAGUCGUGGAUGAUACCACCAUCACGCCAUCCAAUCCUAUCCAACCCACCCAUGAUCCAAAAGACGUCGAAGCUGUAUCAGCUCACCUAAAGUAUUGCAUCAACUCGUUGGUCAGCAAAUUGUUUGCCGAUGAACCCAAUCUCGAGGUGCGUUGGAUCGAGGCUUAUUUCCCUUUCACGAGUCCUAGUUGGGAGGUUGAAAUCAAGUACAAAGGUGAAUGGCUCGAGGUAUUAGGAUGUGGUGUUGUUCAACAACCCCUUUUGAAUAAUGCAGGCAUGGAAGGCAAGAUCGGCCACGCAUUCGGCUUGGGCUUGGAACGAUUAGCUAUGGUUCUUUUUGAUAUUCCUGAUAUCCGUCUUUUCUGGUCACGAGAUGAACGUUUCUUGCAACAAUUCGAACCCGGCAAAAUCCAGAAAUUCAAGCCAUUCUCGAAAUACCCACCUUGUAUCAAAGACAUGUCGUUCUGGUUGCCCACUGCUGAAUGGGAGGAAAACAACUUUUGUGAAUUGGUUCGUGAUGUCGCAGGCGACCUUGUCGAAAGCGUCAAAUUGAUUGACGAUUUCACUCAUCCAAAGACAAACCGACGCAGUCUAUGUUAUCGCAUGAAUUACCGAUCCAUGGAUAGAAAUGUAACCAAUGAGGAGAUCAAUGAGAUCCAGGAACGUGUGCGUGAUGCUGUAGCCAAGGAGUUCACUGUAGAGUUACGAUAG
Lichtheimia ornata is the source of this 1329-nucleotide messenger RNA. RefSeq names its product phenylalanine-tRNA ligase. NCBI's taxonomy places the organism in Eukaryota, Fungi, Mucoromycota, Mucoromycetes, Mucorales, Lichtheimiaceae. The record is from RefSeq and is a predicted model, not a curated record. Gene Ontology annotation, cellular component: cytoplasm; mitochondrion. Gene Ontology annotation, biological process: phenylalanyl-tRNA aminoacylation. Bases 1 to 1329 code for a protein of 442 amino acids. The transcript is spliced from 5 exons. Gene Ontology annotation, molecular function: ATP binding; tRNA binding; phenylalanine-tRNA ligase activity.